Symbiodinium sp. CCMP2592 is the source of this 666-nucleotide messenger RNA. The record is from the annotation of a GenBank genome assembly. Lineage: Eukaryota; Dinophyceae; Suessiales; Symbiodiniaceae.
AUGAGUGCAGUACCAGCGUCCAGUGCGGACGAUCAGGUGAGAGGCCUCAUUUUGCGGCCUGACCACGCGAAGAGGUUCAUUUCAGCUGAAGACGUAGGAUAUCCUGACAGCAAGAAAACCCUGGAGAUCAGAAAGCACAAACUGUGGUGUGUGCCAGUGGGCGGCAGGAUCUACAUUAUGGCAAGCGGGCACAAAAAAAACGAACAAGGGUGUCCCAUCUUGCCAUGCCACGGGAUAUUGGAAUUUCAAGGCAACGAAACACUGGAGGCCUCGACUUUCAGUGAGCACUUCCAGCGCCACUUCUGUACGGAGGAAGAGCUUCAUGCCUUGCAAUCCAAGAGUCAUUCCGCGUGCAAACUCCAGGGUUGGAAAGUUCAACUCGUGGAAGCUUUCGACCCGAUCAAGUACUUGGUCAGACCUGUGGGGGAGGUCAUGAACAAGGAGUGGGUCAAAUUCCUUCCGAGUGAUUUGACAGAUGGUGCACAUAGCCUGAGCUCACCCUUUGCGCUCGUGUCUCCGACGGUUCAUAUGGAAUCACGAGAUGAUCUCGAAUUGGAGCUGGAGAACCUGAUGGAAACCAUCUACUGCAAUGACCCUGUAGAUUCUGUCGACUCCGAGAAUGAGGCACAUGAUGCAUGUCACAUGGGCAAUGCAUGGGCUGCAUAA